UCCCCCGGGGUGGGCAGACCCCUAUAUCAGCCAGGCUCGCGGGGACAGCACCAGCAGACUGAGACCGUGACGUCCCCCAACCCCUCAGCCAGCCUUUGCAGCCAUGGAUGACAUCUAUAAGGCAGCGGUUGAGCAGCUGACAGAAGAGCAAAAAAAUGAGUUCAAAGCUGCCUUUGACAUCUUCGUGCUGGGCGCGGAGGAUGGCUGCAUCAGCACGAAGGAGCUGGGGAAGGUGAUGCGGAUGCUGGGGCAGAACCCCACCCCUGAGGAGCUGCAGGAGAUGAUAGACGAGGUGGAUGAGGACGGCAGUGGUACGGUAGACUUUGAUGAGUUCCUUGUUAUGAUGGUCCGGUGUAUGAAAGAUGACAGCAAAGGAAAAACCGAAGAGGAACUCUCAGAUCUCUUCAGGAUGUUUGAUAAAAACGCUGAUGGCUACAUCGACCUUGAGGAGCUGAAAAUUAUGCUGCAGGCAACGGGAGAGACCAUCACCGAGGAUGACAUAGAAGAACUGAUGAAAGAUGGAGACAAAAACAACGAUGGCAGGAUUGACUAUGAUGAGUUCCUGGAGUUUAUGAAGGGAGUUGAAUAAAUCUGAAGCCAGAUCGACAGCCUGAACCUCCUAAACCCCUCCAGCUCUGCUUCUCGUCUCCUUGGCUAUAUCCCCUGGCUACCAGCAUGAAGACUGAGCGCUGAGAAGGGUGGCCGUUGGGAAAAUAAAAAGCCUUCAUACUGAA
This is a messenger RNA of Cuculus canorus (common cuckoo), 734 nucleotides long. RefSeq names its product troponin C1, slow skeletal and cardiac type (gene TNNC1). The record is from RefSeq and is a predicted model, not a curated record. NCBI's taxonomy places the organism in Eukaryota, Metazoa, Chordata, Aves, Cuculiformes, Cuculidae. Bases 104 to 589 code for a protein of 161 amino acids. Gene Ontology annotation, molecular function: calcium ion binding. The transcript is spliced from 6 exons. Gene Ontology annotation, cellular component: myosin II complex.